Messenger RNA from Penicillium lagena, 1476 nucleotides. RefSeq names its product glycoside hydrolase family 76 protein. Gene Ontology annotation, biological process: fungal-type cell wall biogenesis; carbohydrate catabolic process. The coding region runs from base 1 to 1476 and encodes 491 amino acids. The record is from RefSeq and is a predicted model, not a curated record. Gene Ontology annotation, molecular function: mannan endo-1,6-alpha-mannosidase activity. NCBI's taxonomy places the organism in Eukaryota, Fungi, Ascomycota, Eurotiomycetes, Eurotiales, Aspergillaceae. The transcript is spliced from 2 exons.
AUGCGUGUACUGGGUACUUUGACCGGCCUGCUGGCUGGGACGAGGCUCCUGGCCCCCGCGCAGGCCAUCGAGUUGGACGUCAACAGUGAGGGUGAGCGCGAACCCUCCUUCCCCCCCCCCGGUCUCGUCUCUUCCUCCCCGCCUCAUCGGCUAACGAGUUGGUCACAAAUAGCAUCGCUCAAAAAUGCGGCGAGCAUAACAACAUGGGGCGCCAUGACAUAUUACACCGGCAACGAGACGGGCCAGAGCCCAGGCUUCAUCCCGAAAAGUUGGUACGAAGGGUCGGUGCUGUUCAUGUGCGCCAUGUACUACUGGCAUUUCACGGGCGACACGACAUACAACGAGGAAGUCCGCAUCGGAAUGGAGUACCAAUCCGGGAAUGGCGACUACCUGCCGGCGAACUCGUCUCAGUAUAUGGGGAAUGACGACCAGGGGUUCUGGGGUGCUGCCGCCAUGACGGCUACGGAGCUGAACCUCACCGACUACGGCCAGUACUCGUGGCUAUCGCUUGCCCAGGGGGUGUUUAAUACCCAGACGCAGCGCGAUUCCGGAUGGGAUGCUUCGACCUGUGGCGGCGGCGUGCGGUGGCAGCAGUACAAUUACAUGGCUGGGUAUACCAUGAAGAAUGCCAUCUCGAAUGGGCUGCUGUUCCAGCUCUCGGCUCGUCUCUACCGCUACACCAAUGAUGAGCAGUAUGCACAGUGGGCGGAGAAGAUCUGGGACUGGUCGAAUGAGUACCUCAUCGACAACCAGACUUGGGUGAUUGCCGACUCGGUCACGACCACCCAGGACUGCAAGGUGAAGGGCAUGGGUGAGAAUUCAUACAACUAUUCCUCCUUCCUCAUGGGGUUGGCCUAUUUGUAUAACCAUACCACGGGCGCUACCCAAGCGAAAUGGGAGCAAGCCGUCUACGGACUCGCCAACAAGACGCUGACUGAAUACUUCCCUGCCAAGUAUGGCGGCGUUGAAUACGAGCCGACCUGCGAUCCGUUCCCCACACAAUGCUUCGACAGCAACAACCUGUUGUUCAAGGGCCACACCUCCUCCUGGCUCGGCUGGACCGCGCUCCUCGUCCCACAGAUCUACGACCAGAUCAUGGCAAAACUGCAGGUGACCGCCACAGCCGCCGCCGCCGCCUGCACCGGCCCCGAGCAGGACGGCAACCAGUGCGGGAGUGCGUGGUACCAGAGCAAGUUCGACGGCCGCACGGGAAUGGAGCAGCAGAUCUCCGCUAGCGAUCUGUUUUCGGUCAACUUGAUUCCGUUCAUCCAACCCACGCCCGAGAAGGUCUUGGGGCCGUUGACUUCAUCGACCGGUGGCUCGAGCACGAGUAACCCGAACGCGGGCAUGAAUGAUAACACGAAUGAAGUUCAAUUGGCGCCCAUUACCACGGGAGACCGAGCCGGCGCGGGGAUCCUGACCGCUAUCUUUGUGGCUGGGUGGGUUGGAGGUUUGGCGUGGAUGUUCUUGGAAUAA